UGGCACAAGAUCAGCUGGCCUUGUUCGCGUACACAUUUCGAAACGACAAGCCUUCUUCCGGCACAAUCGUCUCUCUGUCCGUUAUCUGCUUUCUUUGAGCGCGAGAAUGCCUCUGCAGCAAGACAUCGACCUGCUCAACCCUCCCCGAGAGCUGGAGAAGCGCAUGCACAAAAGGAAGCGGCUUGUCCAGUGCCCAAACUCAUUCUUCAUGGACGUCAAGUGCCAGGGCUGCUUUACCAUCCAGACUGUGUUUUCUCAUUCGCAAAGUGUAAUUGCAUGCGGGUCAUGCGGGGCCGUGCUGGCACAGCCGUCAGGCGGCAAGUGCAGGCUGGUACCAGGUACGUCCUUCCGGCGCAAGGGCGAGUAAAUGUCGCGACGGCAAGACCACAGCCUUGGCCACAUCGCAUGGACAUGUGAGGAAGGGGCUGCAGCAAGUCAGGCAAGAAGGGCAUGUGCGUCGUUGCAUUGGAGGGAGAUCUGUAUACAAUUCCCGUGGAGCCGACUGGCUUCCCAGCUGAGUACGAUAGCGCCGUACGCGCUCUGUAUAUGUACACUGUCGUGUAUGGUGAUAGUGCAAGUCCUGGCUGACCGCAUACACAUACUAUGCGGCACUGCCUUGCAUUAUGUUGACGAGCAUAGCAUGUGUAUACGUUACGGUUCUUAAGACAGCAUAUUUUUGAGUGGAAUGAUUGAUUGAUAGCAGCGGCAACAGGAGGGCAGGCGAUGGAAGGCGCGCGAAUGGGAGAUGGCACUUGACGUUUGUCAAGGGCGAGAGGGCGAGCCUUCCUUGUCAAGCGCUCCAUUGCGCUGGGGCGAAUCGAGCCGCAGUGGCAACGUUUGUCCUUGAGGGACGGGAGUCGCCAAACCGCACCUGGAACGUGCUGGUGUGCUGAGCAGGUCUCAGUGUAUGUAGUUGUGUUGCGACGAUUUGCAUUAGUACUCUGAAACCGCAACGAGCAUGUAGGGUCCGUGGCAUUGUAUUGUCGUGUGAUGGUGCGCAGUGGCGGCGGUGUCACCGCACGACAGUAGGCGGCGGUGGCGGCAGCGGCAGAGGAGCAGGCACCUGCGCUGGGGGCAGACGAGCAGGCGGCGGCGGCAAAGGACGCAUGAUAAGUUGAUAACCGUGGCAUUGUUAGCGUCAAGCUGGUAUAGAAAUGAAGGUCGCACUGAUGGUACUGCUGGAAUCCGCAGGUGAUGUAUGAUGUGCGCGUGUUGGUGGCGGCGGCGGCCGCACUGAGUGUUGCGCUGAGUGCUCGGAGCUUCUUGCCAAGGAUUAGCAAGCUCGGGUGCGGACUCGCAGAAUACGGGGAUAGUGGGAUACGAUGGCAAGUGGUAUGGGCGACAGCUGUUCACACUCUUCGCCGGCAAGCUUGCAUGUGAUGUUGGGUUUGAGCUUGCGUGUUACUAGCCAACAGUUUCACAGAUGCUCCUGUUUAUGCACCCUGUCAGCCUCCCCUGCACUUAACGCAUCAGCCAUCAGGAAGUCGAGCGGCCCAGGGGGGCCGGACGUGGCCCCAGGUGCCAGUGAACUACUAUGCCGGAACUCAGGAAGUCCUGUCCCUGGCUCCCUGCCAUUACAUAUCCGCUUCGCCACACUGAAUUCUGGGCGCCGGGGGCACUGGAACAAAUCAAAUUGGGACCCUGCAAUGGUUACCCUGCCGUGGGGUGCUCCCAGGCCAGGGGUGCUCCGGCCUGCUCCGGCCUCCAUGGCGCAGUCGCCCUGAGCGUGCCAUCAGUAAUCCGCACCACCCACACCAGGCAAUGAAUUGGGUAAGUGCAGGACCCGCAUUCCCCAGACUACCACCUA
Molecule: messenger RNA, 1807 nt
Organism: Chlamydomonas reinhardtii
Lineage: Eukaryota; Viridiplantae; Chlorophyta; Chlorophyceae; Chlamydomonadales; Chlamydomonadaceae
Product: ribosomal protein S27 isoform B
Exons: 3
Coding region: 107-367 (86 amino acids)
Biological process (GO): ribosomal small subunit assembly; translation
Cellular component (GO): cytosolic small ribosomal subunit; ribosome
Molecular function (GO): structural constituent of ribosome; RNA binding
Source: RefSeq, a predicted model, not a curated record